AUGGGAUGCUGUUCCUCCUGUUGUAGGCCAAGAAGACUCCCGUACAUCUGUGACCUCGUCAACAAAAACCGCGUCAUACUCUUCUCCAAGACACGCUGCGUAGACUGCCUAGAAGUGAAAAGAAUGCUGAACGAGAUGGGCCACAACUACACGACUGUCGAAAUCGACUUGUGCGAUGACGGUACGGUGGCGAAGGACCUCACCUAUCUCACAGGCUACAAAACGGUCCCCUUGCUCUUCAUCAACGGCGUCUUCAUUGGCAGCAAAUACGAGGUGGCCAAGCUCAAAUUCUGUGGCAGGCUCCAGGAGAUGAUAGGCCAAAACGCACCCAGGAGGCACAACAUCGGGCCCAUGUUCGACUACGCUAAACGAUAUAACAGAUAUUUUUAA
Messenger RNA from Cimex lectularius (bed bug), 390 nucleotides. RefSeq names its product glutaredoxin-like. The record is from RefSeq and is a predicted model, not a curated record. The transcript has a single exon. NCBI's taxonomy places the organism in Eukaryota, Metazoa, Arthropoda, Insecta, Hemiptera, Cimicidae. Bases 1 to 390 code for a protein of 129 amino acids.